This is a messenger RNA of Strongylus vulgaris, 1056 nucleotides long. The record is from the annotation of a GenBank genome assembly. Lineage: Eukaryota; Metazoa; Nematoda; Chromadorea; Rhabditida; Strongylidae.
AUGAUCUGUCACAUCCCCUGUCAUGACGGAAACUUUAAAAUGAAAGCGAUCUUUCUGGGCUUGAUGACAAGGAGGUUGAUUCAAGCGGAACUCGGUGAAUGUGAUUUGGAUGAUCGUGACUUUUACGGAAAUAAGAGACUUGAAUUAGCAGGGUCUCUGUUAUCGUUGCUGUUUGAAGACGUUUUCAAACGUUUCAAUAGCGAAUUGAAAAGGGUGGCAGAUAACUCUCUUGGGAAAACGCUGGCAGCCCCUCUUGAUAUUGUAAAACAUAUGCGGCAAGAUUUGAUCACCAACGCAAUAUCGAAUGCGCUUUCUACCGGAAAUUGGAUAAUCAAGCGAUUUCGCAUGGAACGCCAUGGCGUCACUCAGGUUUUGAGCCGGCUUUCUUACAUCUCAGCUCUAGGAAUGAUGACAAGAAUUAACUCCACAUUUGAGAAGACUCGAAAGGUGUCUGGUCCUCGGUCACUACAACCUUCUCAGUGGGGAAUGCUGUGCCCUAGCGAUACACCGGAAGGUGAAGCUUGUGGUCUGGUGAAGAACCUUGCUUUAAUUUCGCAUAUUACCACUGAUUCGGAUGAGAGACCAGUUCUGCGGCUGCUUUUCAAUUCAGGAGUUGAGGAUUUACAAAACAUGCAUUUCUCUCACAUCAAUAACCCCAAUUAUCACCAAGUUUUCCUGAAUGGUCUGCUGGUGGGAACAACGCUUGAUCCAGCACGUGUAGUGCGUGCCGUACGAACUGUUAGAAGGAGUGGCUUACUUUCCGAGUUCGUGUCCGUCUCCCGCUCCCUUCCUCUUCGCGCAGUGUACAUCGCAAGCGACGGUGGUCGACUGUGUCGUCCAUAUUUGAUCGUAGAGGAUGGAAAGGUUCUCCUUCAACCUCACCAUAUACAGGAACUCAAAGAAGGUCAACGUAUCUUUGAAGAUUUCGUUGAUGAUGGCUUGAUAGAAUAUUUGGAUGUGAACGAGAUGAAUGAUGCCAACAUUGCUGUUUAUGAGACUGAUGUGAAUGCAAAGACUACUCAUUUAGAGGUAAUUUUGAACACAUGUGGCUCAUAG